Molecule: messenger RNA, 664 nt
Organism: Arabidopsis arenosa
Lineage: Eukaryota; Viridiplantae; Streptophyta; Magnoliopsida; Brassicales; Brassicaceae
Source: the annotation of a GenBank genome assembly
AGCCUCUGAAUGUGCUUCUUUCUUCUCUCUCUCUCUUUCUUUCAUCUUCUUCUCUCUUCCUUAUCACUUGAUUUAUAUCAGACAACAAAACUUCUGACAAUGGAAGCAGUCAAAUUCUCGAAUAUGUCAGGCCUUCUUAUACUGUUAAUGUCACUGCCUCUUUUAGUGACUUCAAAGGACCAAACUGUUUCUUGCACAAUGUGUUCCUCUUGCGACAAUCCAUGUAAUCCUGUCCCAUCUUCUUACUCUCCUCCUCCUCCUCCGCCUUCAAGCUCCGGUAGCGGUGGAUCGUAUUAUUACUCUCCUCCUCCUCCUUCAAGCUCCGGUGGUGCUAAAUACCCGCCUCCGUACGGCGGCGACGGCUACGGUGGCUACUAUCCGCCUCCUUACUACGGCAAUUACGGGACGCCACCACCGCCGAAUCCGAUCGUUCCUUAUUUUCCGUUUUACUAUCACACUCCUCCUCAGGGAUAUUCUGGCUCGGCUCGUUUACAGGAUUCUCUCCUCUUUGCUCUGUUCGCCGUCCUGCUCUGUUUUGUGUGACGGAGAUUUAUCUGUAUUUAGCCGGGAAAUGUACGGCGUACAACUGAAAUAUCUUUUUUACUUUUUAACUUUUUUUACAUUUUCGUUGACAAUUUGUAUUUAAUAUAUCUUUUCGAUUAAU